AUGUCUCUCCUUCACACGGAUCGCAGUCCUACGGGUAAGUGCCUUUCAGUUUGCCAUCAGUAUGAGGGACGGUACGUGCCCCAGUUGCGGGAGCAGUGCGAGAAACUGCACGAGGUGAAGUGUCGCCUCAACAAGUUCGACCUGGCUUCCUGGUCGAAGCACACGGACGCUCAGUUCCGAGGCGGGCGCGUGAAACUAAAAAUAAAGCAGACACUCGACGUGCACCCCGAGUUGUUAACGAACGCCUGGCUUAAGCUGUACGAGAUACUCAGCUCGUACACCGAAAUCUGGGAAGUGCUGCGACAACAACCGGAUAUAAAGACCCGUAAGCUAGCCACGGGUGUACAUUUGGGUGAGUGUCCUGGAGCCUUUGUGGCGUGUACCAACCACUGGUUACGGACGAGCAUUAGUCGAAGCGUGAGUUGGACAUGGUGGGCGAACAGUUUGGAUCCGUGGAGUGAGAUGAAUGACUGGCGCGAGAAGCUGGACUCUUCUUUCAUGCGGCACACAUACGGACACUGGUUGAAGGGUGCUGACGGGACGGGUAACCUGUGUCGGCUGGCCAACGUAGCGGCGGUUCUGGAGGCGGAGGCGAAGGUGGAUAUGGUGACGGCUGACGGGUCUUUCGGGACGCAGCAUGACGCAGCAAGUCAGGAGGAGCUAUUACUGCCACUCGUUCUUGCCGAGGUCGUCGUCGCCUGGGGCCGUCUGAAACCAGGCGGUGUCCUAAUCCUCAAACUCUACGGCCCCACGACGCCGGUUACAGUCAGUGUUGUCGCACUUCUCAAAAACUCUUUCGACAAACUAUGGUUGCACAAACCUAAUCUCUCCAAGCCAGGCAACUCUGAAGUCUACGCUGUGGCCGUUGGUUAUGUAGGUGUCUCCGGCACCCUCUUUGAGCGCUCUAAAAAACUCGUAAUCUACGAACCCACCUCCUCCGCGAAUCCGGAGGUCCCUGGUUCGAGACCGGGUCCGGGCGGACAGGUGGGGCGGUCUUUGUUACGUCUGGAGCGCGAAGUGGCACCGGCGUGCCUAGCCAGCAUCUUGGCGGCCACACGGCAGUUGGUAGAGGCCCAGGUGAAGUGCAUUCAAGACAACCUGAACACGUACAGCCACAAGAUGGUGACGAUGACGGUGCGGCUUAAGGACCAGUUUGCGUUGGAGUUCAUGCAAAAGUUCCAGCUACAAGAACUGCCGCGAGAACUACGCGUGUGUCCCAACGUAGAUUUGGAAGAGCUAAGUCGUAACGCAAAACUCUCUGUGUCCGCCACAGAUGCCGAACGCGCACACGAUUUCGGCGACUGGCAAGCUGUCCAACAACUACGACUUAAACCUUUUGUCGCCCGCGGCGGCCCGUGUUUGGAAGUGCGGGUGUCUUCAAGUGCCACCCUUGCUACCAUACGCGAACCGCCACCAUGGCCGGUACGGGACGCCGGAGGUGUGACACCGGGUGUGGAAUUGCACGAGUUCUCCAGCCAAAAAGAAAGGACAAAAGAAGUCGGUACUGGGCGCCAUCGCAAGACGCUGGAAGAGCCACCGCUCGCUGAAGAAAUGGUCCUUGCAUUAGCGCCGGAGCCGGACUCCGAUCAAACAGCCUGCGCGACGGAGAUUGGACGGUGGCCACAGCUAGGUGGAAUCCUGAAGCCAUUCCGCAUCGUGAGUUCGCCCUAUUAUAGCCCCGAUAUUUUCACCGCGCUCAUUCGGUACCGCGUACUGUUGCCGAAUAAAGUACCCGCGCUCGCCUUUGCAGAUAUUUGCCAUCUCAAACGCAAGGAGUUCGGGCUCUUGUCCAGCGCAACUUCGAAUCUCGCGGGUUCGAACAUGGGGGGUUCGAAUCCCGCGGGUGCCAACGUGGCGGGCCAAAACCCGGUCUCCCUUUUGUCUAGUGUGUCAUACGACGUGGCCAUUAUGUGUUUGAUCAAGUUCCGCCAAAAGGGGUCGGCGCAACCGCACUGGCUGGAGGUCACGCACCCUUCGGAGUUGGGCACGAUGUCCGAGCCUUUUCGCCGCACAGGCUGUCGCGGUCUGUGUGUGGACCUGUCCAGUGCGAGUUCCAAUCCGGCGGGUGUGGGUUCGAACCCGGCAGGUGCGGGUUCGAACCCGGCAGGUGCGGGUUCGAAUCCGGCAGGUGCGGGUUCAGUGCCUGUAUUCCGUUGUCCAGGAGGCGAGGACUGGGCGGCUUUGAAGACUGAGCUGCGUUCGGCUUCAUUGCGUCCGGCUGUGGCAUUGGUUGGUACGCACGGGAGUGUGGCGAAGCGGGAGAUAUUACAGGAGGAGGUAGACGAGCAGAAGUUUUUAUUGCGUGCGUUACGAGUGGCAUUGCGAUACUUGGCGGACGGCGGUGAUCUGUUGCUGGGACUGUCGACAACCGGUACCCGCUUCUCGGGUUCAUUGCUAUUGCUGCUAUCUGUCUGCUUCAAAGAUCUUACAGUUGCCCGACCUCCAACGUUUAGUUAA
Messenger RNA from Gregarina niphandrodes, 2457 nucleotides. Its product is annotated as ribosomal RNA large subunit methyltransferase J. Lineage: Eukaryota; Apicomplexa; Conoidasida; Eugregarinorida; Gregarinidae. The record is from RefSeq and is a predicted model, not a curated record. Gene Ontology annotation, molecular function: methyltransferase cap1 activity. Gene Ontology annotation, cellular component: cytoplasm; nucleus. Gene Ontology annotation, biological process: 7-methylguanosine mRNA capping. The coding region runs from base 1 to 2457 and encodes 818 amino acids. The transcript has 3 exons.